AACUCUAUAUAUUCGCAUCCAACCAUCCAAGAGAACCUCUGCUUUGCUUGUUUCGAGAGAAGUCAUUGUCACUGCUGUUAUGGAAGCAUAUGUUUGUCAUUUAAAUGCAUCCUUAUGUCCUUCAUCUUUUGCCUCGUACAAAACCAAACCUUGUCGCCAUAGUUUGAGUCUUCCGUCCACUAGUUUGAGCUUCAAGCUCCAAGAAAAGCCUAAACAAAGGGUGCAUGGGUUGGAUGUCGGAUGUGCUAAGCUGGAUUCAGGUUCGGUGGCAGAGCUGGGAAGAGAAUUGGAGGCUGAGAUGAACCAAGAAGAGGAAGAAGAAUGGAUGCUGGAAUUAGGGAAGUUGAGAGAGAGAUGCAAAGAAAGGAAGGGAAUGGUGGAGCUGUUGGAGUGCUUGGAGAGAGAAGCAAUCAUGGGCGAUGACGAGGGUAGAGACCCUACUGAUUACAAUAGAAGAGCUCAGAUCUUUGACAAGAGUUCUAAAGUUUUUCAGGCACUCAAGGAACGCACUGCACCUUCUCAUCAGUCUUGAUUUGAUUUGGGCAAAAUGAUGUGGUAAAACUAGUUACUUCUCAUCAUUACUAGAAAGAAAUCAAUUGUUUUGUUUGAAUUUA
Messenger RNA from Ricinus communis (castor bean), 614 nucleotides. RefSeq lists its product as uncharacterized. Lineage: Eukaryota; Viridiplantae; Streptophyta; Magnoliopsida; Malpighiales; Euphorbiaceae. Bases 80 to 532 code for a protein of 150 amino acids. The transcript has a single exon. The record is from RefSeq and is a predicted model, not a curated record.